CUCAGCACGCCACCGCCAGACAUGAAGAGCCUGCUCCUGGUGGUGCUGGCGGCCGUGGUGGCCGCCGUGGCGGCGGAGGACAACCGGGACAAGCUCAUCCCGGAGUACAUGGCGGCGGCCAUGGACUGCGUCAAGGACUACGAGAUGGACUUCACCGUCUGCAAGGAGAUGAUGAAGGACGGCACGGACCUCAACCAGGAGAAGUUCACGCCCUGCAAGUGCGUGCCCGCGUGCGUGGCCAAGAAGCGCAAGCUCAUGUCCGAGGACGGCGAGUACGACGUGGACGCCUUCACCAAGGCCGUGCACGAGUUCGGAUACGACCCCUGGUCCGACGAGUACAAGCGGGUGUUCCCCACCUGCAAGGACUCCUACAAGGGCAAGAAGAACUGCGAGGCGGCCGCAGCACUUGCAGUGUGCGCGUGGAAGAACUCCAAGAUGAUGCGUGACAUCGUCGGCCAGUACAUGGGCUCCGACGAGUAGCCCACCCUCGCGCCCCGCCGCGCCCCGCCGCGCCCCGCAACGCCC
Molecule: messenger RNA, 525 nt
Organism: Thrips palmi
Lineage: Eukaryota; Metazoa; Arthropoda; Insecta; Thysanoptera; Thripidae
Exons: 1
Coding region: 22-480 (152 amino acids)
Molecular function (GO): odorant binding
Source: RefSeq, a predicted model, not a curated record